UUGUGCUCAAAAACGAGCAAGGGCGCCACCUUGUGGUCGAUUUCCCUACAACGCGCUGGCUCAGGCGUCUCCUGUUGCUAUGCCGACAGGCUUUGUCAAAAAUAAUAUAUACAGUUCGCUAAUCACGCUAGCUGUGUUACUGCGUUAAUUAAACAACGUGUUUAUGCUUGAAAUAUGAUGUAUUUUGGAAGCGUUUAUUGAGAACUUAAAAGACGAAAAUAUCAUCAUAAUCUGAGACUUUAAAGAGAAAUCACUCAUGAGCAUGGAGUCCUUAAACUUUUCCUCAGCACAAGCCUUCUUUGAGAAAUACGAUUGGAGAGAAGUUCAGGAGCUGCUCAGUCUCACCUCCUGCAGCUGGUUAUUGGGUGGAGAAGAUUUCCUCCAGUCUGUAGACCCUCCACCUGGAAUGAUCAGACAAAUCCAAGCUGUGUUUCACCCCAACGCCAUCAUCCUGGCCCCCUGUGACUCCAGGGUGUCUAUGGAUUACAGGGUGGUCCAUCAGAUAAUCCGAGAGCUCACAGUGGGAAUAUACUGCUUCAACCAAGUGCCGUCCAUCAGCCUGGAGCCCAACCCUGAUCAGAGCUCUGCGUGCCGCCUGACCCCGGCCUACUGCGACACCAAAGUGGGGCAGAUCCUCAUAAACAUCGAUUACACCAUGAAGGCCCUGUGGCACGGAGCGUACAUCCCUAAAGAAAAACGCCUCUGCUUCCUGGAACUGUGGAGGUCCAACAUGGGUGUAGAUCCCAAAGGAGCUCCUCAGGCUGAGAAAGACAGACUCGCUGAGUUUCUUACAGCAGGUCUAGUGGACAUUUCUGAUGACCCAUGUUACCUGGGCAUGUAUGACGAAGACAAACAGAACCCUGAUCCAAUCUACCAGCCCAGCAGUGCAGAGGAGCAGAAGCUGUUCUCUCAGUACGUAGAGAACGUCCUGCUGAAGAUCACCUCGUAUCUGACCUCGGUCCGUCAGCACGAGAACCUGUUCACCUUCGAGGGCACACACAGCCUGUCCAACGUGGUGCGGCUGACGGAGGACGUUCUGGAGCUGGGCACGUACCAGCGGCUGCAGCAGAGGCUCUCUCGCCACGUCAGGCUGGUGAAGAAACACCUGGCACGCAAAAUGGAGCUGGCCCGGGACCUGGCCUACCUGAAGCUCAUCAGCUUCCUCGUGCCUUUCCUCAUCGGGCUGAGGAAGAAGAUGAUGAUUCCAGACCUGUCUCAAAUGCUCCUGCCUAUCUCAGAUGACAUGCUGAAAACCGAGCGAGAGUUACCGCCUCUUCUCCUCGGACCUACGUUUUCCUGUAAGCACUUUCCGUACAAGCCCAACGAGUAUUUCCAUCUUCACGGUGGGAUUGAGGUUGAUGUCGGGACUCCUGAGCUGGAGCACAUCACCGAAGAGAUGAAGGAUGCCUUCACGACUCUACAGAAUCAUGCAAUGGGCUAUGUAAAUGACCCCCUUCGGCAAGACGCGUCCUACUUGGAGCAGUUUCCUAUCCCCCUCAGUGAGAUUGGUGGGAAACGCUAUAGUGUGAUCUCUAUUGCACUGGCAUCCUUCUAUCCCCAACCCAACACCGUGCAGUGGUGGGAAACCAUGAACAAGUCCAUCAAAAAGAUGCGGGAACAAAAGCUGCCAUUAACUGACUUUCAGCUUCAUGAGCAGUUUAAGAAAACGUUUGGUUAUGCCAAGGCCAUACAGUGCAAGAGCGUUCCGUACGGAUUGCGUGCAGCUGCAGAGCGUGGCCUCUCCGCCGUAUUUCACACGCUGAGCUGUAAAAACGCACCGGGCCACCUGGGGGCGCUAGACGAGCGAGGCUACUCUUUACUCCACCACGCCGCCAUGUGUAAUCAGCCGCAUAUCAUCUACCAGCUGGCAGCUGCCGGCGUCAACCUCAACCAGCCAUGUGUCGGGAGGUUCGUCUGCUCCGGACUCACGCCGCUACACCUGGCAGCUCAGUGCGGCUCUCUCGAGGCCCUCAGCUGCCUGAUCGCUCUGCAAGCCGACUGCACGCUCACGGACCGGAGAGGCUGGCUGGCUGUGCACUUCUCAGCCUUUUACGGCCAGGUCUCGUGCGUCCAGGCCCUGUGCAGGAAAGAUCCCACGUUGCUGGAUGUAUCCACAUCUGCAGAGUACUGCAGCACGCCCCUCUUACUCUCGGCCAUGUCAGGAUCUCUGGAGGCUCUGGACUACCUGCUGUCGAACGGGGCAAAUUGGAGAACGGCGGACAGCGAGGGCAAUAACGUGGUCCAGCUGGCGGCUCUUUACUUCCACACCAACAUCCUCAGGCAUCUCGUUCAGCUGAAUCUGGACGGCCUCCCUGUGUGGAGGAUUCUCGUUGAGAUGUUACGGAGUGAGGAGAACAAGAGGUUAGAGAUGGCCGUCAGGUGCAUGGAGGCUCUCUGUGUGAACGCUGACCCCUUCUGGGAGGACAUCAUGGAUGCAGGCGGGAUCUCAGUCCUGGUGGAGAUUUUGCUCAGCGGGAGGCCGUUGUUCCAACGCAUGGCUGCGGCCGUGUUGUGUCACAUGACGAAGAACGUUCCGGUGUGCGAGGAGCUGGUGCGCUUCGGUGUGGUCCAAGUUCUCAUCAGACACCUCAGCAGCCGUCAUCCAGAGCUUCGCUCGCGCUGCACCGUUAUACUGACAGACCUGGCUGGUCACAGCGGAUCGUAUCAGACUCAUAUCGCUGAGCUGGGUGGGGUUGCCCCCACGGUACAGCUGCUGACCUCUGACCUCCAGGACGUGCUAGUGAACGCCGUGAGGUGUAUCCGGGCGCUGUGUGUCGCUUGUCCCCGAAACCAGACCAUGGCGGCACUUUGUGGAGCCAUCCCACAACUGGUCGAUUUACUCACUGUGAACUCUGAGGUCCUUCAGGGAGAGGCGUGUCUGGCUCUGGCUGAACUGGCCCAUGGCCACACGGAGAACCAGGACCUGAUUUGUGGUGCGUGUGCCGUGCCCCCUGUGGUGCAGGUCCUGAGCUCCAGAAAGAUCUCCAGCCAAGUGAAAGCUGCCAAAGUCCUGGAAGCCAUAGCUCACCAAAACCCUGUCGUACAGGAACAGUUUCUGAACAAAUCCGCCGCCAGACUUCUUCUGCGCCUCUUAAAGGUUUUCGAUCGGGAGGUGAGGGAACAGGGCGCGACGGCUCUCUGGGCCUUAGCGGGACACACACGGAAGCAGCAGAAGCACAUAGCCGAGCUCAUCGGUUACCGUUUCGUCCUGGAUCUGCUCCUGUCCACGUCGGAUAAAAUGCAAUACGUGGGAUGCCAGGCGGUGACGGCACUUAGCCGAGACUGCCGCGCCCAUCAGAACGGACUGUGUAGGGAAAACGUCGUGCCACCAUUAGUGCGACUGCUGCGUUUCUCCCGUACUACUGAGAGAACUCUGCUCAGUGUUGUCACUGCACUCGGGACCUUGUGUAUCGGAGUGGCACACACGCAUAACAGAAACAGCCAGAAUGUGAUUUACGAGGAAAAAGCCAUUCCGACAUUGUUAGCGCUUCUGCAAAGCAACAAAGGUCUCGAGGUUAAGGUCCAGGUCUCUCAGACUCUGGCGUGCAUCUUGAUGGGCAACCAGGAGCUUCAGACGACCUUCUGGGAGCAAGAAGACUUCUCCUACGACGUCAUUCUGGAGCUGCUACAAGCCCAAGACAGAAGCGUCCGUCUGGAGGCGGGCCACGCCCUGGCGCUGUUUGCGUACGAUAACCCGAAGCAGCAGGCAGCUAUUAAGAAAAAGGGAGGAGUUCCAGCGCAUGCGUUCGAGACAUUUUUAGGUGCUGACGACGAAUCCGAAAGGGCCAAGGCUGCAUUUCAGAUGAUCGCGCUAGCUAAAGUGAUUACUGGCUCGGACCAAGUGACACUGACUGCGAGAGGAGUCACAAUUCUGGUAAAAUUACUGCAGUCAAAGAAAAACACUACUUUGGUCCUUACAGCUCAGUUCCUGGCCAGCCUGGCCCAGACCAGAGCAGGCAUCUCAGACGGCGUAGUGACUAUGGGAGCGAUAGAGCACCUCUCCGCGCACCUCUACUCUGAGGACGAGGAGGUACGCACGGCCUGCGCCAGUGCCCUCGGUUACCUGAGCUUCAACUGCUUUGCACAUCGCCUCCUGCUGGUGGAAUGCAGGAAAAAUCCACAGACAUACACAGCGCUGAAGGACCAUUUAGCCCAGGAUGCCAAAAUAUGCAGCAAGUUCACGUCCGAGUUCAAAAGACAGAGAAAAGUGGGCCUUCCGUCAAUCAGUUUCCAGACAAAAUGGAGUCCACCUUUCGGUCAGCUCUCUAAUAAAGACGCACCACGUGGCUCCGACAGAACCCGCUCGGCCCCGGAGCGGCGUCCCCGCAGGAGCAGGACGGCCGAUCCCGGGGUCCGACGCGCAGACAAGUCCUCCUGCGGUACUGAUCCGUGUCUAAACACUAAGCCUCAAUAAUGACACGUGACUGCUCUCGGAUCAGCGAUUCCACCCUAGCUACACUCGUUACAAAAACAAUACACACACACACAGAUAUUUCUGCACAUAUAUAUAUAUAUAUAUACACACACAUUUUAUUUGAUCUAAAUGACAAUCACACUAUUAAAUGCAAUUCUAGCUUUUCAUCUUCAGUUUUAACACAGGAAGCUUGAUCGUAGCAUCUCUAACCUCCGUAGAUAUAUCUCUGCCCAACGGAGCUCUGAGAGAAAACCCAUCACACACACCAUCACCAAACAGAUGAGUGAAUAAAAAACGAUAAUAACGAUGAGCAUCGUGCGUCUACAUCAAUUACGGAAACUCACUUUGGCUCGUAGGUGACGUCCUGAGUGUGGGACACAACCCCUUUUCCCUGCUUCAGUCUCUCCACACCGUUCCUGAGGACAGAAAUAGCUGUUUAAAAGUCGGAGAUCGGGAAUUCCCAGUCACAGGCUUUCACCGAACGCGUAAUUUUACUUCCCCGACGGCCGCUACUGCAACCGAGGCGCAGUAUCAGACAUUUUUACAGCGCACGGAAGAAGAGAAAGAGCGCCCUGAAUGUUACAAAUGGCCCCUUUAACGGGACGUCAGGAUCGAGG
Molecule: messenger RNA, 5031 nt
Organism: Ictalurus punctatus (channel catfish)
Lineage: Eukaryota; Metazoa; Chordata; Actinopteri; Siluriformes; Ictaluridae
Gene: ankar
Product: ankyrin and armadillo repeat containing
Exons: 23
Coding region: 257-4414 (1385 amino acids)
Molecular function (GO): protein binding
Source: RefSeq, a predicted model, not a curated record